Messenger RNA from Ilex paraguariensis (yerba mate), 1415 nucleotides. The record is from the annotation of a GenBank genome assembly. Lineage: Eukaryota; Viridiplantae; Streptophyta; Magnoliopsida; Aquifoliales; Aquifoliaceae.
AAAUUCUUAACAAACUUGCUUCUUCUUUGCGGUCUUUCUUGACUGCUCUUGUGAAAGGAUUGACUUCGCCAAACCAUCAAAGAACUGAAACUGGGUUAUUGAGUUUAGCUUCAAAGAGCAUUGGAACUGCAUUGGCUACAAGUCAAUUGUUAUGGACACUGCCUUACUCUAUUCCAGCAUCUGGUAUUAAUCAAGGGAAAGGUGUUGAGGGAAGCAAGUUGUCUCACAGUCCAUGGCUGCUUGAUACAUGGCAGAGCUAUUGCAGUUUACUGGAGUAUUUUGUAAAUUCUUCUUUGCUUCUAUCUCCAAACUCUGCAUCCCAGGCUCAGCUACUUGUUCAGCCUGUUGCAGUUGGUUUAUCAAUUGGGUUAUUUCCUGUUCCAAGAGACCCAGAGGUGUUUGUCCGUAUGCUGCAGUCUCAGGUUCUGGAUGUAAUACUUCCUGUCUGGAACCACUCUAUGUUUCCAAAGUGUAAUCCGGGUUUCAUUGCCUCUAUUGUUUCGCUUGUUACUCAUGUAUACUGUGGUGUUGGAGAUGUGAAGUGCAAUCGCAAUGGUGGGUCAGGAAGUACAAACCAACGCUAUAUAGCACCCCCACCUGAUGAAGCUACUAUUGCCACAAUUGUGGAGAUGGGUUUUAGCAGGGCAAGAGCAGAGGAAGCACUGAGACGGGUGGAAACAAAUAGUGUUGAGACGGCCAUGGAAUGGAGGAUGAUGAAUUGGCACGGGGCACUUGCUUUGUCACUAGGAAGUUCAUCGGAGACAUCUAAAGUUGAAAGCAUUGAUAAGUCCAUCGAUACCCUCAAAGACGAUGGACGAACAAAGGAACCCCCUGUGGAUGACAUUCUUGCUGCAACGAUGAAAUUGUUUCAGAGUAGUGACUGGAUGGCUUUUCCUUUGACUGAUUUGUUUGUUACGCUUUGCAGUCAGAACAAAGGUGAAGAUCGCCCAAGAGUGAUCUCUUAUCUUAUUCAGGAGCUAAAGCUUUGCCCAUUGGAAUUUUCUAAGGAUGCCAGUGCUUUGUGUAUGAUAUCGCAUACUUUAGCAUUGCUUCUUUCUGAAGAUGGAAGUACGCGAGAGAUCGUUGCAAAGAAUGGUAUUGCCAAUGUAGCCAUCGAUAUUCUGAUGAACUUCAAAGCAAGAACUGAGUCAGGAAAUGAGCUAGUGGUACCAAAAUGUGUUAGUGCUCUACUACUUAUCUUGGAUAAUUUGUUGCAAUCCAGGCCUAGAAUAUCUGCUGAUAUUACAGAGGGAACUCCUGGGGGACCUUUACCUGACUCAUCUGGGGAGCAUGUUUCAUUGUCUGUUUCAGAAGCAGUAAAAGAGAGAAAUCCAACUCCAGCAGCCCAUGAUAAAGACUCUGAUACUUCAUUUGAGAGAAUUUUUUGGAAACUCUACUGGCUAUUUGACUGUUGA